AGGAGAGAGCAACGCAUGCAAAUCAUAUCACAUACAAGAGUAUAGUCUUGCACUAUAUAUUUUUACCUUAACCUAGCAUUCAGCAUUAAAAUAUUAACUAUAAUAACGUGCAUUGUGGAGAUGAUGUAAAGUGCAUGAUUGCAUAUUAAAUGCAGUGGCACACAUGUUGUGGAUGUGAAUGUGGUGAAAUAUAAACAUUCAUACUAAGCUCAGAUCAUUCUCACAUUCUCUGCCACAAUGACGAUGGAGGCCCUGCUGCUUCUGUUCCUCCUCACACACGCUGCAGGAAUUCAAGAAAUCCACACAGUCAGUAAAAUAUCUGUACAAAAACAACAAACGAUCACAAUCUCGUGUUUAUAUGAUCAAAAAUAUGUCAACUACCCAAAAUACAUGAGUCGUGGAGGUGUUUGGAUGUUCAGUGGUUCUGUGACACACAGCAGGAUGUCUGUGGAGGAUGAUCCAGCAGUAAAAGUGUUUACGGCGACACUGAGAGAAGCUGAAGUGAGUGACUCCGGCACGUACUGGUGUGCUGUGAGCAUGUCUGGAUAUGAUCCUCACACAUAUCUGUAUCUGCAGGUUACUGAAGCAGAACCAGGGCUCCGUGUCUCCAAUCAGACUGUGUCAGGUUAUGAGGGAGGUAACGUCACGAUCCUCUGUCACGGCGCUUCACACUGGUGUACGAUCAGAGGAUCUUGUGCGGGGAGAGAUGGAGGAUCUCUAGAGAGGACUGCGGUGCGUGAUGAUGAUGGUUCUGUUCUGAGAGUGACUCUGUAUCAGCUGCAGACAGAGGACAGUGGAUGGUAUUACUGCUCCAAUAAGGAUUCACAGAUGCCUGUUCAUCUCACUGUGAUGGAGGCCCUAGAAAUUACACAGUUUACAGCCCUAGAUACUACACAGUUUACAACUAACCCCUCUUAUAGCAGCACACCACCCAGUGCAGACAGUGCAAGCCUUGACUUCAGGCAGUUCCUGUGGCUGCUGCUGCUGGGAGCGAUGCUGCUGAUUACAGUCUGUGCAGCUGUGAUGCUGAUCAGAGCGAGGAACACGAGAAAACAAAGAGCUGAAAGCUCAAAUCUUCAUGAUCACAUGAACACACAACAACUGACCAAAGAUACUGGAAAAAGCAGUGAGGUUCUGUGUGAAAAUCUCUAUGAAACCAUGACCGGAAAUAAACCAAAACACUCAGGGAAAUUGGAAAAACGAUGAGGUUGCAUGGGAAGGUCUCUAUGACAUUUUAAAUGUAAUUAAGCAAAACACUUGGUACUUUGAGUUAAUCAUUAAUUAAUCUCUCUCACAAUGCAUUAUCAUGUGUCUAAUUAAUCUAUUGUCAGAAACGUGAAAACAAUGGACAGUUAGACAGGCUUCGGGAUUCUAUGAUGUUUGUUUUCUCCUUUAUGUUAAUGAGAGUGAUACAGGGUAUAUAUAUUUUUUAUUAAUCAGAUGUGUGUAACUCAAGAAAAUGAAUAGUGUUACUUUUAUUCAGUCUUUCAAGUCUUUGUUUGAAG
Messenger RNA from Carassius gibelio (silver crucian carp), 1505 nucleotides. RefSeq lists its product as uncharacterized. The transcript has 7 exons. The coding region runs from base 238 to 1206 and encodes 322 amino acids. Lineage: Eukaryota; Metazoa; Chordata; Actinopteri; Cypriniformes; Cyprinidae. The record is from RefSeq and is a predicted model, not a curated record.